AUGGAAGAUCAACCCAAAGACUAUUUGCUAACAAAUGUUGUCAGUAUAUUCCUCUUUUUAGAAAAUCAUGUACAGAAGAAAUAUCCAUUUGUUGUUUUUCUUAAUAGUUUCUUUGGUAUUUUGUAUUUAUUUCUAGAAUUUUUGUCAUAUAUUUCUUUUCUUUUAUCUCACUAUUUACUUGACAUUGUCGAGCUCAAUUUAGAUCUAUUUGUCUAUCCAUCUAUUUCGGUCUAUUCGAAUCUAUCAAUGUCCGCCCGUUCAGAUCUCUGUCUAUGUAUGUCUGUAGACAUUAGCGUUUCCUUUGCUUUACCUCUGACCAGCUUUCUUCUUUUCUGUUUCACUCCAUCUAUUCUUUACACUUUUUUUUUCGUUUUACACAUUUUCUAUAAUUUCUCUAUUUUGUUCUUUAUUUAUUUAUUAUUUUUCUUUCUUUCAUUCUUUCUUUCUUUCUUUUCUUUUCUUUUCUCUUCUCUUUUUCUUCCUUUUCUUAUAUUCCCCCAAUUUUUUUUCAAAAUAUUUUCAUUUAUUUACUUGUGCUUCCCCCUUUUAAUUUUCUUUCUUUCUUUCUUUCUUUCUUUCUUUCUUUCUUUCUUUCUUUCUUUCCCGCUUCUAUUUUUUACACAUUUCUUUCUUUUCUUUUUUCCUUUCUUCUUAUUUUCCCUAUUUAAUGCCUUUCGUUCCUUCGUUCUUUCUUUCUUUCUUUCUUUCUUUCUUUCUUUCUUUCUUUCUUUCAAUCUUUCUUUCAAAAAUUAUUUUUUUUUAAAUGUAGAUUCUCUUCUUAUCAGUUUAUAUAUAUAUUUUUUUCUUUCCUUCAAAAUAUACGUUCUUUCUUCCAUUGAUUUACAAAAUGAAUUGCUUUUCUUUUCAAUACAUUUUCCUUGUUUUUAUUCUUUCUUUCUUUUUCUUUCGUUCAUUUUUACUUAUUUUUUCUUUACCUUUCCACGCAUCUUUUAUUUUCACUCUUUUGCCUUCUUCUUAUUCGAUUCGGCAUUAUGGCUUCCUCUUCACUCUCUACCGGUCAUUUCAUAUUUUUCUUUUUCUCCUGUUUUUUUUUUUCAUUUUCUUUCUUUCUUUCUUUCUUUCUUUCUUUCUUUCUUUCUUUCUUUCUUUUGUAUAAUUCCCUAUCUUUUUUCUCUCCUCUCACGUUAUCUUCUUUCCUAUCUAUUUUUUUUUCUCUUUCUCCCUUCUUUCGCGCAUUUUUUACUAUUUUUUUACACUUUUUCUUUCUUACUUUUCUUUUUUUUUUUCUUAUUUUCCAUAUUUAAUUUUUUUUCUUUUUCUGCCUGUCGCUCUUUCUUUCUUUCUUUCUUUCUUUCUUUAUUCUUUCUUUCCCGCUUCUAUCUUUUACACAUUUCUUUCUUUUCUUUUUUCUUUUCUUCUUCUUAUUUUCCCUAUUUAAUGCCUUUUGAUCCUUUCUUUCUUUCUUUCUUUCUUUCUUUCUUUCUUUAUUCCUUCUUUCUUUCUUUCUUUCUUUCCCGCUUCUAUUUUUUACACAUUUCUUUUUUUUCUUUUUUCUUUUCUUCUUCUUAUUUUCCCUAUUUAAUGCCUUUUGAUCCUUUCUUUCUUUCUUUCUUUCUUUCUUUCUUUCUUUCUUUCUUUCCCGCUUCUAUUUUUUAUACAUUUCUUUCUUUUCUUUUCUCUUUUCUUCUUCUUAUUUUCCCUAUUUAA
Messenger RNA from Acanthosepion pharaonis, 1668 nucleotides. Lineage: Eukaryota; Metazoa; Mollusca; Cephalopoda; Sepiida; Sepiidae. The record is from the annotation of a GenBank genome assembly.